This is a messenger RNA of Alligator sinensis (Chinese alligator), 2407 nucleotides long. It is a transcript of the gene ELMOD1, whose product is annotated as ELMO domain containing 1. The record is from RefSeq and is a predicted model, not a curated record. The transcript is spliced from 12 exons. NCBI's taxonomy places the organism in Eukaryota, Metazoa, Chordata, Crocodylia, Alligatoridae. Gene Ontology annotation, molecular function: GTPase activator activity. Bases 244 to 1230 code for a protein of 328 amino acids.
GAAUCACUUAAUUCUGCAAGAGCAACUUUCCUGUGAUCAUUUGAGAGAUUAUUUGACUAGAAUAUCAAAACUACCAUAAUGAAGCACUUUCUGAGGAUUUCUACAAGCAAGAAUUCUUUUUAUUAAAAAAAUAAUACAAAACCAUUGAAAACAAAAUUGAGUAACCAUGCAUGCCAUUCUUGUUGUAAAAGAAGAUACCUACUCUCACUUGUUUGAGAAGGACGAGUAGUAGAACAUUACAGAAUGUUUGUUCAGGUGUGCCUGUACUUCUAUUGUAAAUGCUUGUGGCGCUGCCUGAAAUUUGUGGCUAGGAAAUUGACAGGACGAUGUGAAUUGCAAAGGAUCUGUUACAACACCAAGCCCGGAGCCAGCAGAACUAUGAAAAUAGAGUCAUCACUGAGGGGAUCAAAGAGUAAGUUGCUGCAAACUUCAGUAAGUGUUCAUCCAGAUGCCAUAGAGAAAACUAUAGAUGACAUCAUGGACCUGAAAAAGAUUAAUCCAGAUAUAAAUCCACAGUUAGGAGUAUCUCUUCAGGCCUGUCUCCUACAGAUUGUAGGAUACAGAAAUCUGACUGCAGAGGUGGAAAAGCUGCGCAGAGAGCCAUAUGAUUCGGAGAAUCCCCAGCAUGAAGAAAUGCUUCUAAAGUUAUGGAAAUGUUUGAAACCUGAUUCCCCAUUGGAGGCUCGCAUUUCAAAGCAGUGGUGUGAAAUUGGUUUCCAAGGUGAUGAUCCUAAAACAGAUUUUAGAGGGAUGGGACUUCUAGGAUUAUAUAACUUGCUAUAUUUUGCCGAACGGGACACUGCUAUUGCUCUGCAAGUUCUCUCUGAUUCCCUUCAGCCAAAAUACAGGGAAGUCACUAAAAAGGACCUAAGCCAGUUCAGCAAAGCAGAGUGGGAGAGGAAAAAGUUUGAUAAGGCAAUUGGUUACUCUUUUGCUAUUGUUGGCAUUAACAUAACAGACCUUGCAUACAACCUGUUGGUGAGCGGUGCUCUGAAGACCCAUUUCUACAAUGUGGCUCCAGAAGCUCCGACCUUGGCCCAUUUCCAGCAAACAUUCUGUUACUUGAUGCAUGAAUUCCAUAAAUUCUGGAUUGAAGAGGAUCCACCGGACAUAAUGGAGUUUAAUCGUGUGAGAGAGAAAUUUCACAAGCAAAUCUUAAAACAACUCCAGAAUCCGGAUAUGGCUCUGUGCCCUCACUUUGCUGCCUCAGAAAGCUUAAUCAACAUGUAGUCAUUCAACUGAUUUGAUUUGAAAACACUGCCUCACUCUUGUAUUAGAUCACAGUUUAGACCAUCACUGACAUGCUGAAUGACCAUGGCGAUUGUAUGCAUGCUUUUUGGUGCAUUAUUCAUCUAUUUUUGUCAUAAAUACUAGAUCCCCUGGCACUUGUCUUUCCAGGGGGUUUCUCAUUAAACGGGUGCUCAUAUUGCGGCAUUAUGCAGUGUUACAUUCUGAAUUCAGUGUUACAUUCAGGUAUUGAGAGUUUUCUAUUUUUUUAAAAUUUUUCCCAUAAUUUCUCAUUGAAUUGUAUUUCUCUAGCUGUGUUUUGUAUAUGUGGAAUCAUUAGCUGGAUCUUGUACUGUGCAAGCUUUUUAACUUAUUGAUAUGUUUUAUGACAACUAUUGACAUUUCAAGCAAAGUACAUGUUUGGACCUUAUCUAGAAGAUAAUGUAUGUAACCUUAAUCGAAUGCAGACAAACACAUUAAAGUCUAGAUUUUUCCAUGCAACCAUACGUGCUUCAUGAAAAAUUAACGAGGCUUAUGAGAUACAAACUUCAGUGGGAAUCAAUUUGUUUAAAAUAUGCAGAAUUUCAAUAGGACUCCACAGCUGCAUGAAUCCCAAAUAAGCUGAAGACUUUAUUGCAUUUAUAGUGAAGAGAAAAUACAUUCAUCAUUACUGAAUACUGGAAGGGGUCACCUUCAUAAGAGGUUGCAUAGGGCGAGGACUCCCUCAAGCACAUCUAAAUUCUGGUGCACUGCUUUGGAAAUGAGAGGGUUCACAUUUCGCAUAUCAGUGGGUGACAUGAUUUGGUAGUGUGCUGCUUGGCACUUCAGGGGAACAAAUAGAAAAAAAUACAGAAAUGUUUGCUUUGUGGUGUUAACUCUGCUCCUAAGAACUGUGAGAAAUAAUUGAAUGGGCAGGUUUAGAAGAAAAACAUAAUAGUUUCCCAAAACCGCUUUAAAAAUAUAGGGAAAAUUGAUUUUUUUAAAAAGUGUCUGAUGCUCUGACGAUGUGUAGCAUAUGGAAUAGUAUUUGCCAUGGCAUUUCAUACCCAUGGUAUUUUUUUACCUUCUAAACAAUCAAUUUUAGUAUUAGAUGUUUGUGUAAUCACUUGCAUACUGAGAUUAAAUUUUGAGGAUUGCUCAAUGACUUGUGAAUUAUAUGAAUAAAUUAUAUGUCAUUCUA